AUGAACACUUCAAUCGGAAUCGCACUGCUUUUUCUCUUGGCUUCUGCACAAUCCGUCUUUGGCGAUGAGUUAGAAAACCGAGAAAAAGUUCUCAAUCUCAACAGGAAGAGACUUGAAUUGGCGAAACGAGAUCAAAUAGCGAACAUGCAUGAGGUGACUUGGGACGCCACUCUGGGGAGUAAACUUGAACAUAUGACUUGCGACGAGUUGGCGUCUCCCGGCUCCGACUAUGUAGUUUUCGGAUUCUUCGAGUUAGGGAAGGGGGAUCGCAAAUCGCCACCGCUCCAUCCGCUCCAAACCAAGUUUGCAUGCGAAGCGACAAAGUGCGAUGACGAACCGAUCAUGUGUAUCAUGGGACCCAAAAACUCCCGAGCUAAAGAGUCGGAUAUCAAGUAUGGAUCCCCUGGCACUGGAUGUACUGGUGGAAAUGGACUCAGUGGAUUGUGUAUGGGCGGUGGUAGUGGUGCUGGUGCUGCUAUGGAGAAAGUUCCAGUCGAGAAGCAAUCAGAAAAGGCUCCAGUCGAGAAGCAAUAG
This is a messenger RNA of Caenorhabditis remanei, 534 nucleotides long. RefSeq lists its product as uncharacterized. Lineage: Eukaryota; Metazoa; Nematoda; Chromadorea; Rhabditida; Rhabditidae. The transcript is spliced from 3 exons. Gene Ontology annotation, molecular function: acyltransferase activity, transferring groups other than amino-acyl groups. The record is from RefSeq and is a predicted model, not a curated record. The coding region runs from base 1 to 534 and encodes 177 amino acids.